GCUCUCUUAUACUCCGACUUCGGGGCAUAGGAAUGCAAGCGGACGCCAAACUGGGGAUGAGUGAAGCCCUAGGAGGGAAUGACAUCAUGGGGUCGGGGAGGAAGGGAGGUUCGCGGUGCACGACAUCAUCCCAAAACGGCUCGCGACGUUGGCCGCGGCAGGUCUCGGCGCACUCCACAGGCUUCCAACUGCUCCUAUAUAACCUCUCGCGCCUCAUUCGCCCUCACAAACCCCUCUCGAACCCCGCCUCGUCCACCACACACUCUGCAGGCGAGCACAAUCUGGCAUCGACUGUGCAGUUCAAUCCGGCAUCAACGUGGCUGUUUGAUUCCGUUGCGGGGCCCCUAGGCUUGGUAGAAAACGAAUCUAUGGAUGACGGUAGCGAUGAAGGGCCCGAAGUACCAUCCGAGCCACAGAGGCAAUCUUGAAACAUGUUGAGCAUCGAACCCACCACCCUAGUACCAGGGAAAGUGUAGGUGCCUAUCUUGAGGACGCGCUUUACGAGACUGCACUGGAUUGGGCAUCCGUAUCGGUUUUUUUGUCACGCGGCAGCGCCCGAGCAGCGCCGUCUCUUCGCUGAAAUCAACUUCUCUUUGAC
Trametes versicolor FP-101664 SS1 is the source of this 598-nucleotide messenger RNA. RefSeq lists its product as uncharacterized. NCBI's taxonomy places the organism in Eukaryota, Fungi, Basidiomycota, Agaricomycetes, Polyporales, Polyporaceae. Bases 87 to 428 code for a protein of 113 amino acids. The transcript has 2 exons. The record is from RefSeq and is a predicted model, not a curated record.